UUUUACUGCUCGAUCUUGAUGGUGGAUGGAAAUGGGCAUGGGAAAUCAUGCUGAGUUUCCGUGUGUAGAUAUUUAUAAGUGGAGUACUUUUGUAGUUAUGCCUUCAUCUUCAUUCAUUGCGAACACAGGCCAAAGACGCUACUUUAACUUUUUGUUUCUUAUGCCGAUUUUCUUGUUCCUCGUUUUUCCUACGUCAUUGUUGUUAGAAUAUCUUCUAGUUGUAUGUAAGUACUAGACGCCACUGCCUCCAUCGUUAUUGUGCGGAGUACUACUGCAGUUUCACUUUUUUCAAUACUAGAAAUUGAAAAAAUGGCAGAUCCCGGCUACACCUCGGAUUAUCAGCACGAGGAUGACCGGAGGCCCAACAAGCGGAGGAAGCGAAUGGACGGGGACAUCCACUGCGAAAGAAACAGUGAUGAUGACGAAGAUGAGGGGUACAAUGCUGCUAGUCGUCGAGCAGCUGGAGGCUCGAAACGUAUCGUCCAGCGUGGUCUUGCCGGAACAUCAAGGGACUACGAGGACCCUAUGAGAAUGGGACUACAUCACGGUGGCAGUGGAUUAGCGUCCUCCAGUGCAAGUGCUUCUUCGUCUUCCACUAUAAGAAACAAUUGGCACAACAAAGCGAAAGCUCGAGCUCCUUCACCUCCACGUCUAAACGUCACCCGACCCUUGGCGAAUCGCGUCGAGCGUGAUGACAUCUUCCUCACAGAUAAUGGCAAGACUAAGUACAUCGACAGCACUAGCUACCUGUUGCGGCAAGCAUCGGGACGUGCGCACUUGGAAUUGAAGCCAUCUUCUUCGAACAAAUAUAGCACGCCGAUGCCCCCUCAAGGCAUAUUCCAGAAAGACAUCGUCGUCGAUGAAAUGGGCACCAUAAACGACAGCCUAGGAGCGAAGAAGAAGGUUGUCUUGCCACCAAAUUCUACGAGCAUGGGGUGGAAGAACGUGUAUCAAAAAACCGACGCAAAAGGAGGAGACUUGGAGGAUGACGCUCCUGAAAGGAAUGAGUUGUAUAGGAAAACUGCUACAGCGGGGGCUUCCUCAAAAGACCAUGAUCGGCAGGACGACGACAGGCAAGGUAGACGCAAAAAAUACUACGAUAACUCCGAAGAUGAAGAAAACUCGGCAAAUGAACGAGAAACCGGUAAAAAGAAGGAGUCUUUUGAGCGCUUCCAGCCUCGUGCCGGUCAUUACAAGAGCGUACCCGGCUUGGCUCCUGAUGAAGAGAAGUUGAGACGUGCUAAACACGACUAUUUGAUGUCACAGCUUUAUAGAACUAACGAGGACGGGCUUGCUGGUCCAGCCAAAUUUGUACCUCAGUCUGACUUGGCAGCUUUGCGGCAAGCUCAUCGGUUUUUGAGAGAUGAUGAGGGAAGUGAAGACAAUGAGGAUGACGAGGAUGACCCUCGAGAUCUUUUCCACGCAAAUGCGGAACGCUUAGCGAAGAAGUACUACGACAAGCUUUACCGCGAGUACGUGCUUGCAGAUUUGAGGGGGUACAAAGAGAACAAAAUCGGUUUUAGAUGGCGAACCGAACAAGAAGUGCUUUCGGGCAAAGGCCAAUUCGUGUGCGGCAACAAAAGAUGCGACCGGAAACUUCAUUUACAGUCCUACGAAGUCAAUUUCGUUUAUGUGGAGCAAAACAAGCAAAAGCAAGCUCUGGUGAAGAUACGGCUGUGCACAGAGUGCGCGUUUCAGCUAAACUACGUGCAUUUGAAGAAGAAAAGACGAGAAAUGAAGGAACAGGAGAAGCUGGCGAAGAAGAAGGACAAGAAGCAAAGCAAGAUGAAGAAUGUCAAUCAUGAAAAUAUCUGUCGUGAAGCCGUUGAGGAGGAGGACAAAGCCGAGCUCGACCGCAUUGCAGCUCGCGUUAGGAAGAAAAGGGCUGCGAAAGGAGCACAAAGCAGAGAGGACAGAAUCAUGGCGGACUUGUUAGAUUAGUUCAUGUUGAAGUUGACUUCUCGUUGUUCUCUCAUUAUUGUACGUAGUUAACCCCUCUAUCUCAUGCAGCUACAUCACCCUUGUUAACAUUCGUCCUGAUUCUUCACCCUUAACCCUCGUCCUGAUUCUUCACCACUGGUGACAGACCCUAGAAAGAAGCGCAAAUAAACC
Amoebophrya sp. A25 is the source of this 2112-nucleotide messenger RNA. Lineage: Eukaryota; Dinophyceae; Syndiniales; Amoebophryaceae. The record is from the annotation of a GenBank genome assembly.